This is a messenger RNA of Spirodela intermedia, 231 nucleotides long. Lineage: Eukaryota; Viridiplantae; Streptophyta; Magnoliopsida; Alismatales; Araceae. The record is from the annotation of a GenBank genome assembly.
AUGGAUGAGGGUCAUUUCACAAGUAAGAAAACAGUAGCAAAAUUUUUGCAAUGUGAUUUCUAUUGGCCGUCUUUAUUUAAAGAUGCUCACAUAUUUUAUAGGCAAUUUAUCAAAUGUCAGGCUGCCAUUAAUAUCCAAAAAAGAAAUGCAAUGCCUUUAAAAUCAGUAAUUGGUCUUGAAAUUUUUGAUGUUUGGGGCAUUGAUUUUAUAUUACCCUUUCUUUCAUCUUGA